Messenger RNA from Pecten maximus, 6122 nucleotides. RefSeq lists its product as uncharacterized. Lineage: Eukaryota; Metazoa; Mollusca; Bivalvia; Pectinida; Pectinidae. Gene Ontology annotation, biological process: signal transduction. The annotation marks the transcript as partial. Gene Ontology annotation, molecular function: protein binding. The record is from RefSeq and is a predicted model, not a curated record. The transcript is spliced from 6 exons.
UGUGGAAGGCAUAGUGGAGGAUGUCAAACAACAGAAGGGAGACAUCAACGUCCUCAGUACCCAGGUCACCAAGACUUCACAGAAAGUCGACGUGGUGGAUAAAAAAGUGGACAAGCAGGGAAAGGAAAUCAAAACGGUCAAAACUGGACUUAAAACUGUCAAUAAGCGUGUGGAUGAUGUAGAAAAAGAUUUGGAUGAAACAAAGAUCAAAGUUGAGGAGGUUGACAACAAGACGAUGACCAAUGCCCCUAAAUGGUCAAGAGAUUUGACCAAGCUGAUGAAUCCUACCACAGAACAUGACUGGAGACUUCUGGCCCAGAGGUUAGCGUACACCCCAGAUGACAUUAAAGGCUGGGCGACCCAACAUGACCCCUGUAUGGGCCUCCUCAGUGAGUGGUACGCCACCCACAAGACGAUAGAGGCCACCCACGCUGUACUUACUGCCCUACAGGAGAUGAACAGGAUGGAUGCUGCCGCCAUUGUAGAGAAUGCCAUGAAGGCUGUAGAGGGGGUUGUUGAAGAAGAGGUAGAUUAUGCCACACCUCCGCCUAUCUUCCUAAGUUACCAGUGGGGUCAUCAGAAUGAGGUCAAGUUGUUACGGAACCACUUACAAAUGGCUGGAUACGAGUGCUGGAUGGACAUUGGACAAAUGGGAGGUGGAGACAAACUGUUUGAGAAAAUUGACAAUGGAAUCCGUGGGGCAAAAAUCAUCAUAUGUUGUGUGUCGGAAAAAUAUUCCAAAUCUCCCAACUGUAACAGAGAGGUGAACCUAUCCACAAGCCUGGGAAAGCCCAUGAUUCCCCUCCUGAUGGAGAAGAUGAGCUGGCCCCCUAAGGGCUCCAUGGGACCGAUCUUCAGUGAGUACCUGUUUGUGAGGUUCUUCCAGCGCGGUGGGGAGGAGACUGAUGACCAACGGUACUGGCCAGUUCCCAAGUUCCAAGAAUUGUUGAUGCAGCUCAACAUGUAUAAAGCCAUGCCCGACGAAUCUCUUAUCACUAAAGAGUACAAGGAUUGGUGGACUCCUGUGGCAGAGGAAAUCGUCAUUACCAAAAAGAAAGGAGAUGGAGGUCAAAGUUCAUCAGGAAAUAAAGAAUCUACACAGGAAGAAGAAACAUCUCCAGACGUGUUCCUAUCGUACCAGUGGGGCAAACAGAAGGAGAUUAAACAGCUGUACAGGAGGCUGAACGAACUUGGCUACAGCUGCUGGAUGGAUAUUUACCAGAUGGGAGGAGGGGACUCGCUCUAUGACAAGAUUGACAGGGGCGUUCGUGGCUGUAAAGUCAUCCUGAGUUGUGUAACCACCAAGUAUUCCCUAUCAGCCAACUGUCGGAGGGAGGUGAGUCUGGCAGAUUCUCUCAAGAAGCCGAUGAUUCCCCUACUGCUGGAGAAGAUCGACUGGCCCCCUGCUGGACCAAUGAGUAUGGUCUUCACACAGCUUCUGUUUAUCAAUUUCUACCGUGAUGAAAACAUCCAGAUGUCCUGGGACGGCAGCAAAUUUGAUGAACUCCAUGGUAAAAUCAAUGAAUAUAUCCUGCCCAUAUCAAAUGGGGAUCAACAAACAGCCGUCAAAGGUCCUGACAAAACACCAACAAAAUCAGAAAACGUCGGACAGAAAACAGAGGAUAAAAGCUCUCCACCAAAAUCAACACCCAAAUCAGAAUCAGAAGACAACAGUCAAAAGGCAACAUUAGCUGACACUAAAAAGAAGGAAGAAGGGACAAACAAGACAACAAAAGAAGAAACAAAACCAGCAGAUAAACAAAAUAAAAAGUCUUCAUCUUGUGUACUACUAUAAUACUUAACAUCUCUACUGAACCACAUGUGUAUUACUCUUGGCACCAAGUAUUUUAGGUACCAUAUUUAUCUUGUAACAACCCCAGGGGGCCAGCUCAUUGACUUAAAGUAUAGAGAGGGACUUAAUGCAAGACAAUUGUUUGAAGCAUUUGAUAGCAUUUUACUGAACUGUGAUAGAUAUUGUUAUUACCAGAUAUGGGAUUUUGUUGGGUAAAUGGACACGUGUUUAAUUAGGCUCAAAGGUGAAAGAGACUACCUCACUUAGUGUAUAAUUCAUAUUUCAUAGAUAUUCAUUGUUAAACGUGAUCCCUACACGCAUAUUUAUUUAGUGAUGAAAGUGUUAAGAUGAUAAAUCAUUGUUAAACUUGAUCCGUCCAUGCAUAUUCAAUUAGUGAUGAAAGUGUUAUUAUGAAUUGUUGAUAAACUUGAUCCGUCCAUGCAUAUUCAAUUAGUGUUGAAAGUGUUAUUAUGAAUAAAACUUGAUCCGUCCACGCAUAUUCAAUAAGUGAUGAAAUUGUUAUUGAUAAUGGCAUAAUGUAACAAUGAAAUAGCAUAAAAAUCCUAUUAACAAGUGAUACCGACUAUUAUCCAAAUUACAUGUAGAUAGCAAAUUUCUAUAUUUUCAAUAGUGUUUACAUGUAUAAUAAUAUGAUUAGUACUCAGUCCAAUGUGUAUUGUUUACAGUUUAUGUGUGUCCAUGUCUUUGAAGUAGACAAAGGGGUUGAUUAAUUUGAAAAUUUCAAGAACAAUAUUGUCAGCAAUUUUAUGACUAUCUAUUUGGGUUUUUUUUGUUUAUGAAUUCAAGUAAUUUGUAUUCAUUCAACAUAUCUACGGUAAUAUUUCUUUUUCUCAAUUAGAUCAUACUUUUGUUAUACAUAAGAUGCCAUUAAUUUAAUGUUUUUAAGUAUGUAUUUGUUCCCCAAACUGACCUGUUUGAUCAACAAGGUUACUGUUGUCUACCUAUUUAGCAUUGUGUAUGAUUAAAAAUGACUUUGAAAAUUUAUUAAUAACCAAAAAAAAAUCAGAAAAGUGCCUUCAAAAACCGUUUUUACAAUUCAGUUUGUUGAUGUAGAAAAGGGAAAAAAUAUCCAGGAUUGAGGUCACUUAAUAUUAUAUCAAAUGAGGAUAGGUAUACAUUUAUGUACAAGUAAUGAAUUUUAUUGUUACAGAGAUAUAUUCUGUAGCAUCUAGAUUUUGCUUCUUUCCUUAUUGAAAUGAAGUACAUAUAAUUUUAUUUUUUUAAUUUACUAUUGUUUUUUGAUAACUUUACACCUUAUGCUAAUAUAUUUGAUUAACAUGAUUGUAUUUGAGCCAUGAAAUAUUUUAAAAGACAAUGUUUAUUUUUUAGUCUGUUACAGACUCUAGUACUUUUUGUACUGUUGAUUGACAAUUAGCAAUGCACUUUGCUUUUACAAGAGUUGUUUCCCUUAUCUUUUUUGUUUAUGUGACUCUAGUACUGUUUGUUCUCUUGUUGGCAAUUUGCUUUUUACGAGAGUUGUUUCCCUUUAUUUCUGUGUUCACUGCAGAGUUUACUGCUGUAAGUGAUAUUCAGCAUGUGUUGGAAAAUUCUUGGCUUCUCUGUAUCUAUUAAAAAUCUCUCUAAUAUGAUUUUUAAAACUAUCUUAUUUUCUGCAUCAAAAAUCCUUCCUGAAGUCAGUUUAGACAAGCCAGUUAGGUGAGAAUAUCUUUGGUAAAUAUAGAAGUAGACUUAAUUAAGCAUAUUGGUGAAUCUGUAACACUGAACGGUCACUGGAUCAGAAUAUGUGUGAAGCAUUGAGUAAAUACACAAUUGUAUGUAAAUACACUGUUCAUUUAUGUUAUCUGUUAGGUUGGUCAUUCUAUUGCUUCUUUAAACUGAUUUCUUGUCAGUUUGUAAGUCAAUGUACACAUACAGAAACAUCUAUGAAGAAUUUCUACAAAUCAAAUAUUGUAUGUUUUUGCAUAUAUCUGUUUAUGUUGUGAAUUGUGCCAGGGAUGGGUAUGUCCGUGCUUGUGAGCAUUAUCUCUUCAAUAUUUUCAGAAGCAUUUAAGUGAAUUCACAAGUUAGAUUAUAAUUAACAUGUGCACAUGCAUUCACUGAAACCUGGAAUAUUAAUUUGUGUUUGUACAUCUGUCCAUCUAUUACACUUAGUUUCCAUGCAUUUCCUGCAAGAAAUGUUAACCAAUUUUCUUCAAACUCAAUUUAUUAGGUUGGACGGCUGAAGGACUUUACCAAGUUUGAUCGCCACAUUUGCCAGACUUUAUUUGACAAAGUUAUAGCCCCUUAAUUAACAAAAAAUGUGUUUUCUGCCAUUUCCAUGCAAAAGCUUCUACAAAUACUAUCGGAUUAUUAUCAAACUUAGUAACAGAGUUAAAAAUGUUUUAAUAUAACAUGUCAGGAAAACAGGGGGUAUAAAUUCCACGAAUUGCUUGUUACGAUUGGAAUGUGCUCUGAUGUACUGAAAACUUAAAAUGGUGCAAUAUGGUCAAAGGUACUGUACAAUGUACAUGUAUGUGCAUUUGACAAGACAGUACAGUUUGUUAAAUCUACAACUGAAAGACCAACCUUCAUUUUUGGAAUGUUUUUCUUCAAUUUUUAGCUUUAUUGUGUUAUUGUUUUGGCCAGAACCAGAUAAAUUUUUUUUGUUGGAAAAGUUAUCUGAAUUCACUGAGACAACAAAUUAUGACACAGAAUUUGUUAUGUACUAAGCCUAUAAACAGAUACAUGUAUGUUAUAUACACAAUAUUAAAUAAUAUACUGUACCACUGAUACAUAUGAACUCUUACGUACGAGUGUGGUGUACAUAUUUGUUUUCAUGUAGAAAUUAUACAUGUCAGUGCUUUAUUAUUUCUUUUAAUUCAUGCAUUUUCUUUUUUUUUUAAUUUUCAAGCAUUAAGUCCCGAACUCUGUGAUAUUUAUAUUUAUUAGUAGGUUAUUUAUAAACAUCAUCCAUGUAUAUUUUUUUUUAAAUCCUUAUCAUUACAUUUUUACAUGUUUUGAGGUAAAUACCGGUAAAUCUUUCUUUUUAUGAUUUAUCUUUUUAAAAUAUUAAUGCUGAAAAAAAAUCACAUGAAAAUGAAUCGUUAAUAAAAAUAAUAUCUGUCCAGAGACCACUGAAAAUGUAAUAAACAUUCUAUUGGCAAAUGUAAUUUUGUUAUUAUUUACAAUCAUGUACAUUUAUGCCAAACCUGUUGUGUCUAGAGUAAAUAAGUUUGAGUAAGAAAAUAAGUAUUAUUGUUUGUAUAUCAAACUGAGUGGAAUCAUUACAGAUAUAAGAAAUUUUACAAGUCAGCUUACAAGGAUUUUAAAAAAGAAUUAUCUCCCUUAUAAAAAAUCCUUAAAGCAUGUACUUAUUUUAGAAUUAUCUCCCUUUAAAACAUUUACAUGUAUAACAUUAAGGUCCUGAUUGCAUGCAAAGAAAGUAUACUCUUGUGAAGAAAUGAACUUGAAGAUAUAUAAUGUGCCAUUAAUUUUUCACUUAAUUAAAUGUUACUUCCAAAGGAGUGUAAUAGCUCUAUAUCAAAAUGAAGGACGUAUAUAAUGUUCAUGGUCUUGUAAAGGGAAGUAACUCUAGUCAUAAGAACUUUUUUUAUCAAUAUAAAGGAGAAAAUGCUUUGAAAUUUAAAAAAAAACAACUCUAUUUUGAAAAUGUUUGUGCUAACAAACUAUAGGUGCUCAAAAAUGCUGUAUGCAAUGUACAUUAAUAUGUUUGAUAAGGUACAUUUUGUGUUCAAUGAUCAUCAUCUUCAGAUACUAGCAUACGGUACUUUGUAUAGAAAUGAAUACAUCAAAAGAGAAGACACAUGCGUACACAUUCAUCAAAUUUGCCUCAGAGUAUCAUUUUAAAUCUUUGUGUUUUUGAGUGAAUGAUAAUGAUAAUUAUGGAUAUUAUAAAUGUUAAUUGUGUAACUUUGAAAACUAAUUAAGCAAAAUCACAUUAGAGUAUUUCUUGAUGUAUAACUCCUACAAGACAUUUGGUUGAUAUGCUCCUUUAAUAUCUUAGAGCUUAUCCUUUGUAUAACAAGUACCAAUAAUUCAAUAUGGAUUAUUCAAACAACGUUAGAUAUACAGAUAGCUGUAGAAUGAAAUCUUAUGUAAUAAGAAAUAUUACUGAUCUAUGUUAAUUACAUGUAGUAAGUUUGAUUUAGAUAGAAUGUCUGUAGAUUUAAGUCAUAUGUUAGAAACAAUGUUUUUGCAGGUAAAGAUGUUUAGACUUGUUUGUGUGCGUUUUUGUUUUGAAACAUAAAAUGCAAUAAUUUGACAAAAUUAUCUAAUAAAGUAAAGAUAGAUUGUGAAAAUGUUCUAUCCUGUAUUAACAUGUUUCAAAUAAAGCAAAUUUCUUAUUUGA